UAUAGGCUGGAUUACAGAUUAAACGGAAGUCGAGAACACAAGAUCGAAUCACAACGAGGAAGUUCCUUCUAAAUUUCAUCGUGUCCGGAAAUGGUCCUUUUUUAGUCAGGAGUUAUUGUUGCACAGUUGGAGACAAGUGCUCAACUUCAGCGGGGCCGGUCUUACGUAUAGCUAUCGUUCUGUCAUCGGUCGAGUAUAUAUGAACAUAUUUUGCUUUCGGCACUGAAGCUGAAUUCAGUAUAUAUCUACUUCCCAACAAGACAUCGAGUUAAAUCUGUCCAGAGACGGCCAAAAAAAUGGGCGGGGCAUGUUUUCAUCAUGAGGGCGUGAUGUUCCGGGCCGUCAUGGGGAUGCUGACGUUGAUCAUUGCGACCAGUAAAGUCGAGUGUGCAAUCUGUCCAGAUGACAUCCAGCAGGGUACAGAUCCUGGGCAGGCAACGGCUGUUGUGAGUUGGCCCCAGACAACCAACCACACAUGUGAUUCUGACUCCGGUGAUAGGUUUCAGGUAGGAUUUACACCAGUUUAUUGCACAGACAACGAUGACGGCACCUCAUGCACAUUCACGGUCAACAUCACUGACAAUGAGCCCCCAACAAUUGUGUGUAGUCCCAGUCAAAGGUCUGUCAAUACCGAUCCUGGGCAGAGCACAGGACGAGCCACCUGGAAUGUUCCACAGGUCAGCGACAACGUCGGGAUAGACUCCAGCUCCAGGGGAUGUAGCCAUACCAGCGGUUCACGUUUUCCUAUUGGCACCACUACUGUGACCUGCACAGUGAGGGAUACGGCUGGAAAUGAGGCCACCUGCACAAUUCAGGUGACCGUGAGAGAUAACGAGAACCCGGUUUUCAACAUGAACACGUGCCCCAGUGAUAUACGCCGGACCAUACCCAACUUUGACCCGCUGCAACCGGCAGCCACGGUGGAAAUCACAUGGGUCUCGCCAUCAGCUAGCGACAACUCGGGGGCCAGCGUGACGCUCGCUUCUACGCACGAGCCGGGGGGAAUGUUUGAACUCGGGGUUACGCGCGUGACUUACACAGCCACGGACCAGUCAGGCAACGAGAACAACAAUUGCGCGUUCAACGUCCAGGUUGUCGUUCAACCUCCAGCGAGCCACAUCUUUACUGAGAACAUCAGAACAAACAACGGGGAGUCCUGCGUGACGAUCGUUUGGCCAGAGUCAGAAGAUGGCACUGUAGAGGAGUAUGCCCUCUAUUACUGGAAGCAGGGAGAAUCCAGACCGGAUCCCAGCCAACGAGUGGUCGCCAGCCCGCAACAAGGCGGUAUCACCUACACCUACAACAAACACGAGCUCUGCAGCCUGACCCCUGGCCAACUGUACACGGUGGAGGUGGGCGUAGAGUCAGGAGAUAAGAUCUCAACGAUAGACCAAUGGACGAGACCAAGCCCAACAGGGCAGGUAAGCGUAGUUCCUGGUACCCUGUCGAAGUCCUCUGUGGAGGUAACAUGGGAGCGAGUCAGCCUACAGAAUCUGGAGCAGUACAGGGUGAGCCUUAAUAACGGGAGGGACCUCGGCUAUGUUACCAAGACAACGGAUCAGCUGAUGGUGGACGGUCUCCUCCCAGGCAGUGGUGUCUACCUGUAUGUUUAUGCAGUGGUUGGGUCAGGGGACAUGCGUCUUGAAAGUCCCGGGCCGAGCAGGUAUAUAAGCCCAGCAUCACCUAGAGGUGAUGAACUUGUCGCCUACAAAUAUACCGAGUCCUCCAUCGCGGUAGCGUGGCGGGCUGAGUCUAGUACCAAGAAUGCCAAAGACCCGUACAUGCUGUACAUUGAACCGGAGGAUGCAGAGGAGAACUACCUGACCAUCUUCAAUCCGGGGAACACAGCCUCAGCAGUGUUCAAGGGACUGAAGCCGAACACGCAGUACCAGAUCAGACUCAUCAGUAAUUUGGGUUUGACCUUGAGCACGUCACAGAAAACUAGGCCCGAACGCGUGGGAAACCUCCGGCCCAUAAAAGUCUCGGACGACGCCAUCACCCUGGAGUGGGACCCGCCAACAGAGGGCUCCGUCAGCUCCUACCAAGUGUACAUCUCCCCAGGAGAAGACACAGAGCCCAUUGAUGUGUCUGGUACCAGCUGCUAUUUCUCAUCGCUGACUGCUAAAACCGAGUACUUCUUCAAAGUUGUAUCUGUCUAUGACGGCAUGAAGAGCGUUCCUGAAACGCUGAUGGUGACAGCUGGCGUAACAAAGGCAGAAGCAGCUACUCCAGUGAACAUCGUGGCAAUAGUCCUAGGCGUUGUGCUGGGCGUGCUUGCCGUAGUAUUGAUCGUCGUGGUCAUUGUCCUGGGCCUCAAGUAUCGGCGGUUGAAGAACGGCAAGGAGAUCAGUGCAACCACUGAGGCGGGGAGUCACAAAGCCAAGAAGGCCAAACCGAGCGUCCAAGAUCGAUACUCCAGCGGCUCUCAGCUUCCGGAAGCGAAUGAGGACAACGACUUGUAUGAACAACCUUCGACUAGCGCUGUUCCAAAACGUGUCAUCUCGUCCACAGUCCCCCUCUAUCAGAACGAGAUGAUAGGGCCAGCCCUUAAACCGGCAGCGAAGCCCAAAAACAAGUUUCCCCUGGCAAUGCUUCCAAAACCAAGGUACAAGCAGGCAGACUAUGCCAUUGCAAACAUCAACGGUUAAUGACAUUACCUCUCGCAGCAAAGAUGACGGUUUUGAAGCACAGCUGGUGUUAUAUACUGAAAUUUACUCUUACAAACAGUUGGUUCCCGUGCUAUUUUUAAGUUUCAUCCCAAAAAAUAGAUCUCUUUCCUGAAGUGCUAUUAUUCUAGAACUGCAAAAGUUAUUCACUUUUGAAUGAGACGUCGACUGAAACAAAUUGGCUCAUGUUUAGAAUAGGUAUUCCUGGCUAUUUUAGAAUGUUUAUCAUUCAAAUUCACCGUUUCUAAUAUUCAAAUUCGUCCAUCAACAUCGAUGCAUUUUCAAUGUUUAAUUUCAUCUUUUGUCAGACAAUUUCAAGUUCAGUUCGAGCAAAUGCGAACAAUGAGUACACGUUUUCGUCCCGGAGUAUUUGAUUUUGUCUCGCCUAGCUAGACCUUGUUAUUCAGAAAUCAAAUUCGUCUUUAUUGAUUUAUAGAAGACGAAUUCGAUCUCUG
This is a messenger RNA of Patiria miniata (bat star), 3121 nucleotides long. RefSeq lists its product as uncharacterized. Lineage: Eukaryota; Metazoa; Echinodermata; Asteroidea; Valvatida; Asterinidae. The transcript has 16 exons. Bases 297 to 2648 code for a protein of 783 amino acids. The record is from RefSeq and is a predicted model, not a curated record. Gene Ontology annotation, molecular function: protein binding.